AUGCCUCUCGAGACGACACUUGACGUCGUCCAUGCGACGUCGGCGUCGUCGCACGGGGAAGCGCGUGCUUCCGCGCGUCCGGGCCCGAAGGCCCCACGGGGUCGAUGGCGGAUAGCCGUCGGUCUUUGGCGCGUCAUUGCCGCAGUGCCUCACGCGGUCUUGGCGGUACUUCAGCGGGUGCGCGGGGGACUGGCGAGCGGGAAGGCUCGGCGCGCAUUGACGAGGCGUGUGAUGCGGCAGAUGGUGGUGGUGCACGAGGAGGAGACGGAAGUGGUGCUCGAGGCGUUCUGCUCCUUCUUCUUCCUGCUAGCGGCGUACUUCGUGUGCCAGCCGCUGCGCGACGAGGCGGCCAUGAGUCUGGGCACGGGCGCGCUGCCAGGGCUCUUCCUCGCGUCGCUCGCGUCCACCGUCGCCGCUGCUCCGCUGUCGUCCGCGCUGCUCUCGCGCACGGACAUCAGCAAGGGACAGGCCCUGCUGCUGUUGUACCGUUUCUUCUCGCUCUGCCUGCUCGGCUUCUUCUGCCUCUACCUCCUCGUGCCACCGCCUGCCACUCUCCCUGCUCUGCCCACGCUACCAGACGAGCUGGUGGAGGAGGGCGGGCAUGCGGUGCAGGCGGCAGUGUACCCGGAUGCGCCUGGCCAGCUCGCUGUCUUUGCUGACGUCUCACUGCCUUUCCUUGCUGUCCGAGCCGGCCUCUUUCUCUUUGUGGCGCUGCUGAAUCUGUUCGCUAUAGCUGCCAUGUGGGCUCGCCUCGCCGAUGUCAUGACCAGUGAGGCGGGCGCGCGUCUGUUUGGGUUCAUAGGUGCGGGUGCCACGUUCGGCCAGCUCGCAGGCUCAUUGCUCGCCUCCUCGCUCGCUGCACUGGGGCCCUAUCUGCUCAUCCUAUCAGCCGUGCUCAUGGAGGUGGCAGCGCGCUGCUCCACACUCAUAGACGACGGCUCCUCGCUGCCCCACUCCAUGCACUCGCACGCGAGCGACAGCGACACUCAUGCCUGCACGCAUGGGGACAUGCCAGGGGAGGGGCACGGGCAUGGAUGGUGCUCGCAUGCCCGCCCACGCAAGGGCAAGGCCGUGCCGCUGCUGCACCACACUGCUCUGUAUGCCCCUACAGCCAUCGCUGCUGCGCCCUCCCCCUCUCCUCCCCUCAUUACUCCCGCAGCAGACACACCCUCCCACCCGCUCCUCACCCCCCCAGUCCCUACAGACACCGCUUUCUUCCCCUCCCCAUUCCUUCCCCUCCCCCCUCCCGCCCAGCCCUCUCCCGUUCCCCCUUCCGCGCCCUGUCUGCUGCAUGCGCGCGUGGGAGGGGAGGAAGGGACAGAGAAGGGCGGAGGGGGCGGACUUGGGGCUUGUGGGUUGCAUGAGAGGGAGUUAGGGGGUGGAGGAGAGGAGGGGACGAAAGGUGGGGGCGCAUUGUGCAUUCGCUUUGGCUGUGCUUCUCAGGAUCAAGAGGCAACGUUUGAGUUGACGCAAAUGUUCCCUCAUGCAUCUGGAGACGGAACGGCUGUAGAGGUGGGUGGGCAGCGGGUAAGAGGAGGAGGUGGGGGAGAGGCGAGGGAAGGAGAAAUGGCGGGGCGAGGACCCAUUGGCGCAUGUGUUAGGGAGAGAAGGGUAGGUGCAGUGCUGCGGUCUGCUGUGUCGUGGCCCCAAAGCCUGGCAGAAGCUGCUGCUGCCGAGGGGCGGGGGGAGGAGAGAGCGUGUGGCAGGAAUGGCGGAAAGGGGCUGAGGGGAGGACGACGAGGAGCGGGGAACACAGUGGGCAGAGAGUUUGAGGGGGAGAGAGCUGCAGAUAGCAUUGCAAGGCCUUCUGGGAUGGCUGAAGAGAGAGGCAGGGAUGCAGCAGUGACGAAUGGAAUUGGACAUGAAAGAGGUGCAGUGACAGGGGGAGCAGCAGGUGCAGUGAGAGUAGAGAGGGGGGAGUUGGUUUGGAGGAAGAGGGGUGAUCGAUCGGGUGUGCUGGGUACAGGGGAGGAGGAUGGGGUGGGGGAAAGGCUUGGUAGAGGGGAGAGUGGCAGUGGUCUGACCAAUGUUGCUGUUUUUCGGAGCACAAGUGGUGGUGCCGCUGUGCCCACUGGAGUGGAUGCAGGGGUAUGUAUCGGGCUUGCAGUGCAACAGAAGCACCUGAAAGGCCUCCUGAAAGGACACCUGGGAGGAGACACGGGCGUGCAGGCAGGAGGACAAGCAGCACGUGAAGGGUACGGAUCACUCAUGCACUCGGUGUCCACGCAGCAAGAGCACGUGGAUCAUGGUCGAGGCAGUGGAGCUCGCUCCUCUCUAGCAGAGGGAGCAGUGGGGGCAGCAGCAGCAGCAGCAGCAGCAGCAGCAGCAGCAGCAGCAGCAGCAGAGGGAGAGGCAGGUUUGGACCUGGGGAAUUCACCAAGCAAGCUGAAGCCGAGACCAUUGUGGCAGUGGCAAUGGUUGCGCUUGCAGGCUCCCUGGCAAGGGACCGUGAAGCAGGAACGAGCAGAGCAGGGCGGGCGAGGGGCGCGUGAGGGAGCAGCAGAGAGGGAAGUGAGGGUGGCAUGCAAUGAGGGUAUUGGGAGAACGGGGGAGAGUCGGCCAUUGCGGGCGUGCCACUCACUGCCGUGCAGAGCAGCAGGUGGGGCAGAGGUGCAGAGAAGUGUACAGGCGUGUGUGCAUGGAGGAGUGGGAAGGGGAAUGGGGGAUGCAGCUGUGUGCCGCAGCUGCAUGGGAGAUGUGAAGGGGCGGAUGGGGGAGGCGAGAGGCGCGGGGGAAGCAGUAUUGCAGGGGGAAGGGAGAGGAGAAGCGUGUGAGGCGAUGGCACAAGGGUGGGCGGCGCGGGCAGAUGGGCCAGGCAGCGAUGGCGUAUCCAGGGAUGGCUUUUCGGGCCUGCUGUGUUCACACUGUCAUUCUCAUGAGCCCACAGUAGCAGCAGCAGCAGCACGAGCACAGCAGGCUGAGUGGUGUGGGCCGGAUAGCAGUAGGCAGAGCAAUGCAAGGAAUGGCGGUGAUGCGGGUGAGGGGUGGUGCUCUGUGGGGGCAGAGCGGGGAUCAGGGGCGGCAUUGACUGCGAACCAUGAUGGCCCUGGGUGCAGGGGCAGCAGCACAGGCAGGGCGAGCAGCAGGGGUGCACGGCAGAGUGGGGGGUUGCGGGAGGUGGUGGCGGGAGUGCGGCUGGUGCUGUCAUCAUCGUAUCUGCUGCAUGUGUGCGCCUUCCUCAUGCUCACUGCUGUCGUCUCCUCCUUCUUUUACUUCGAGAGAUCGUCAGUGGUGGCAACAUCGGUGGUGGAUCCAGUGCAGAGGCGCAAGGCCAUAGCCAACAUCAACUCGCUCUCUGCAGUCGCCACAGUCGUCUUCCAGCUCACUCUCACGGGUCGUCUGCUAACAACGUUUGGGGUGGCAGCAGCACUGGCAGCGUCGCCAGUGGCAGCACUGAUAGGCAUGGCGGCCAUUGCAUGGCACCCCACACCCCUUGUGGUCGCCGGCUCUGAAGCCCUGCGCAAGGUGGUGACAUACGUGUUGACACGGCCCAGUCGUGAGAUUUUGUUCACCGUGGUGACACGCGAGGAGAAGUACAAGGCCAAGGUGACAAUAGACACGGUGGUGCAGCGCCUGGGCGAUGCAGCAGCAGCGGGCUUCUUCCGCCUGCUGGGCGGGGUGUUCCUCCUGGGGCCCUCUGGCGUUGCCACCUACACUGUGCCGGUCUGCGACAGCAAGCCAUGGCGCGCAUGCAGCAGGGAGGGGGGCCACCAGCUCCCAAACGUGCACAAGGCCUCUGAUUUGGAAGUCUAG
Messenger RNA from Closterium sp. Yama58-4, 3753 nucleotides. The record is from the annotation of a GenBank genome assembly. NCBI's taxonomy places the organism in Eukaryota, Viridiplantae, Streptophyta, Zygnematophyceae, Desmidiales, Closteriaceae.